AUGGAUAGAAUCCAUCAACUAGGUGUAGGGUUCGCCGUACACAAGAACUUUGUGCGCUAUGUAAAGGAAUUCAACCCUAUAUCUGAACGAAUAAGCACGACAAGAUUAGAUACGAACCCAAUGAAUUUAUUCAUAAUUAACGUACAUGCACCCACCGAAGUCAAAGAAGAUAUAGAGAAGGAUAUUUUUUAUGAAGAGUUAGCCAAAAUAUUUGAUGAAUCGCUAAGAAACACGAUAAAAGUUAUAAUCGGCGAUUGCAACGCAAAAAUAGGUAAGGAGACUAUGUUUAUACCCAAAAUUGGUCUACAAAGUACGCACGAAAGAAGCAAUAAUAACGGCCAAAGGCUAAUAAUAUUUGCAUCCUUGAGAAACAUGACCAUUAGUAGUACAAUUUUUCCUCACAAAGAUAUCCACAAGUGCACAUGGUUCAGGUCUAGUAUCUUGAAUGUAAGAAGCUACCAUGGAGCGGACUGUGAUACUGACCACUUUUUAGUCAUAGCAAAAUGCAAAAUUAAGCUAAAGAAGAUAUGCACAAAUAAUAAUAAAAUGAUGAAAUUCGAUAUCACCAAACUUAUGCGAGAAGAAGAAAACCAAAAAUACAUUCAUGAAAUUGAAAAGGAGUCAGAAACGAAUCAGAGAAAGGAGGCAAGGCAUGAAUAUAUUGAAUACAAGACAACACACCUUAAGAAAGCUUUCGAGGCCGAACGUAGAGAAUGCAAAAAAGUCGUUCAGAGAGAAAAAAGAAAAUAUUUGAACGAACUCCUACAAUCGACAGAACAAAACUUCACACAAGGAAAAGUGAGACAUUUUUUUGCAGUCAUAAAAAAGAGUAAACAAUUCAACCCAAUGCUUAAAGCCAUCAAAGAUAAAAAUGACAGAAUAUUUAUAGAGCCACAAGCUAAAAUAUCUAGAUGGCGUGAAUACUUUGAAGAGCUACUUAACGGUGAAAUGCCAGAGACGAACUGGAAAGCACCAGGACAAGAUGGCAAACUAGCCGAAUUCAUUAAACUAGGUGGUAAAAGAUUACAUGAAGCCAUACAUACACUGUGCAAACAGAUCUGGUACGAAGAAAAAUUGCCAGACGAAUGGAACAAAGCCAUAAUUAUAGGUCCGUAUCACCAGCACGGCCACUUUUGA
This is a messenger RNA of Sipha flava (yellow sugarcane aphid), 1137 nucleotides long. Its product is annotated as craniofacial development protein 2-like. The record is from RefSeq and is a predicted model, not a curated record. The coding region runs from base 1 to 1137 and encodes 378 amino acids. Lineage: Eukaryota; Metazoa; Arthropoda; Insecta; Hemiptera; Aphididae. The transcript is spliced from 4 exons.